This is a messenger RNA of Rotaria sp. Silwood1, 216 nucleotides long. NCBI's taxonomy places the organism in Eukaryota, Metazoa, Rotifera, Eurotatoria, Philodinida, Philodinidae. The record is from the annotation of a GenBank genome assembly.
AUGACAUCGUGUUGUAUACAUUUAAAUCGUGUUUAUCGACAUGUUUUACCAUACACUAUGGAAGUUUUUAUAAUAAAUCAGCCACGUCAACGUCAUCUGCAGUAUCCUCCAAUAUUCUGGUCAUCAUCGUUUGAUCAACCACCACCUCCUUAUAAUACCGUGAUUCAAUCUACAACUACAAAUUCUAAUAGAGAAAAUGAAAAUAAUGGAUCAUAG